UUGACAAAUAAUCACCAUCAACACCGAAGAAUUCAUCAGAGUUCAAGUGCGGCGAAUUCGAUCUAAAUUUGUAAUAUCUACCGGAAGGCAGGCUCCUCCUAAUUUUAUAUCACCAAAGUUUCUUUUUCUAACUCUCACCUUACGCACUUUUACAUUGCUGAGCAACUGAGUGUCGGUGAAAUAAUUUUUGUCAUAGUACAUAGUAGCAGUCCAAGCCAAAGCUUUCCUCAGAUCAUGCUUGCAAGUUCGAAAGUUCAUGAGGUUCACGAAAUUUUCAGCCUCUUUAAAUCUCUAAUCUGAAUGUAAUACAAGAAAAAAGAAUCCUCUUUUACCGAAUGUAACUGAAGUAAAGCGCUGAUUGAACACAGUCUGGUCAAUUUUAAAGGAUUACAACGGCCUGGCUGAAACUGCCGUGUAAACUUAGAUAUGUGGUUCAUUUAUGGUAUUCGAUGCCGACAAUUUAAAAUCAUGGUCAGCUCUCGCCUUUGAUUUUCAUUGUUGUUUGUGCUGUCAGUUUCUGACUUUGAAAACUAAUCCUCAUGGCUCUGACGCAUAAAGCUGGCGGUCAGGGUGGAAGGAAGAAGGUUCAGGUAUCCUUUGUGAUUAGAGAAGAAGAGGAAAAACAACAUCGAGCCGGAGUCAAUUCAUUACAAUAUGAUCCAUUACUGGAUAGACUUUACUCAGCUGGGCGCGACAGCAUUAUCCGCAUAUGGAACUGCAAAAACCCCAAAGAUCCUUACCUCCAAUCUAUGGAGCAUCAUUUUGAUUGGGUCAAUGACAUUGUUUUAUGUUGUGGUGGAAAAAACUUGAUUUCAGCAAGUGCCGAUACAACGGUCAAGGUAUGGAAUGCUCACAAAGGGUUUUGCAUGUCAACAUUACGGACUCACAAAGAUUAUGUACGAGCACUCGCAUAUGCCAAAGAUAAAGAGCAGGUUGCAUCUGCUGGAUUAGAUAAAGCUGUCUUCCUGUGGGAUGUUAACACUCUCACUCAGUUAACUGCAAACAAUAACACUGUAACCACAUCAACAAUGACCGGUAGUAAUAACUCCAUAUAUAGUUUGGCAAUGAACCCUCCAGGAACGGUAAUCAUUAGUGGAAGCACUGAAAAAGUUCUCCGAGUUUGGGAUCCCCGUACUAGUAACAAAUUGAUGAAACUUAUAGGUCACACUGACAAUGUGAAAGCACUUGUUGUUAACAAAGAUGCAUCCCAAUGUAUAUCUGGUAGCUCAGAUGGAACUAUUAAGUUGUGGUCUCUAGGCCAACAGCGAUGCAUUCAUACAUUUAGGAUUCAUGAAGAGGGCGUUUGGGCUCUAGCGGUCAAUGAAUCUUUCACACAUGUCAUAUCCAGUGGUAGAGAUUGUAAAGUCCUAAUGACAGAUCUACGAAACAUGUCAAAACCGCCAGUUUUAGUAUGUACAGAGAAAGCUCCUGUCCUGAAAAUGGUGACAACUCCCGACCAGGCCGGGAUUUGGGUCGCAACUUCCGAGUCAGAUAUCAAUUAUUGGGCAUUACCUAAGAAAGACAUAUCACCUGUGGCUAGCGGUGAUGGUAACGACUCAGAUGUCUGUGAUUUGAAGCCUUAUUGUUCCGCACCAGUGUUCACCAUUAAAGGGGCGCCGGCAAUUAGGAAAGUGCAUACUCUGAAUGACAAACGUAUGAUACUGACUCAAGAUUCGGAUAAAAAUGUGGCACUUUACGAUGUCUUGGAGGCUCGUAAAUUGGAGGAUCUUGGUCAAGUUGAUUUUGAGGAAGAAAUCGAAAAACGACACCGGAGAAUAUAUGUGCCAACAUGGUUCAAUAUUGAUUUGAAAACUGGGAUGUUGACCAUCCAUUUAACACAAGAUGAAAAUGACUGUCUAGCUGCUUGUGUCUCAUCAAGAGAAGUUGGGCUUACCUGUCCUGAGGAACCAGACAUGAGAGUCAACUAUGGAACUGUAUUAUUAAGAGCGCUUCUAGAGCAUUGGUUGGACCCUUUUACGAAAGAUGAGGAUGCAGAAAUAGGUGGUCAUCAAAUCAGGCAAAUAGCCAAUGAUUUUCGAUUAGUUCGAGUACCUGGUCAUACGCCCCUCAUUUUCAGUGACGUAGGUGGUAGGGCGUUUCAUCGAUUGCUCGUCAAAGAUGCCGGCGGUGAAAAUGAGUCAACUCUUCUCAAAGAAACAGUACCACAGUGGGUUCUUGACGGAAUUUGUGACAAAAAUAACCCAGCAAAGAAUCAGUUUCCUAAAAUUGCCUUUUUCCUUCAACCGCAUCCCUCUACUGGGAUCAAACAUAUGAAAAAAGAUCGACUUGCAGCGAAUGAUUUUAUUCAAAUGUUUAAAGUAGCUGAGCACGUUUAUGAAAAAGUAUUGGGGAGUGAUGGUAAUUCACCUGGCUCUGAAAGAGCUGAAGAUCCAGACAACAACAUACCAUCAAAAGACCGAGUGGAACUUUUAUGCAAUGAUGAGGUCCUUCCGCCAUAUAUGGAUUUACGAACUGUCAAACAUUUUAUUUGGAAGUCAUCAGCCGACCUAAUUCUUCAUUUUAAGCCAAUUAAACCAAUUCCCAAUUCUACACAACGAUCGUGAUGAUAAAGCCAUUUUUUUAAAAAAAAUUCCAAGUAUCUCAUAAGCAUUGAAGUCAAAGUUUCAUCAAACUUCUUAGUUGCCAGAUUAGUCACUUUUAAAUUUUAAUAUAAACUUUUUUAUGUCAUUUCAUUCCCUUUUACAAUGUGUUUCAAGAGAAGCUUAAAUCUCUAACAUUAACCUAAAAGUGAUCAAAUCACACCACAGGUUGUAUCAAAGUUCUUUAUUUCUCUUUUUUGAUAGAGGGAGAGGAAGAACUUAUUAAAUUGUUCACGGGUAGAGUAACAUAGCCGAUACUUUUUAAUUGCUAGCCAGGAAUUUUCAAAUCUUGGGGGAAGUCACAAAGCCCCAUAGAGAAAAUACAGGAAAUGGUGAUGAGCGUUAGUUUGUGCAAUUCUUGUCACUGCAAGCAAACGCAGGUCGACAUACAUUGUGACGAAAGUGAAUCAUGCUGGCGCUAAGCAGUGUCUCCUAUUUUUUAAACCUCAGUCUGUAUUUUCUCUAUGAUGGAGCCCCAUUCUCCCUUGCAAUGCUUGUCUUGUCUGUGUUGUGAGACUCCCCCCCCUCUCAUUGAAGGCAAUUCAUGAAAGACUCGAUCGGCACCCUAAAUAGAAACCCUUCUGUGAACGUUCUUUUAUGAAUUCAUCAUCAAGCAUGUGCAGAUAGUUUGCCAGUAUGAAUGAUUUCCCACCUUUUGUAAAAUUAUUUACGUAAGUGCUCUGCUCUGUAUCGUUUUAUUUUGUUUCUUGAAUGUUAAUUUCGUAGUCUGGAUUGACUGCCUAUCUUAUAGUGAGGAGAAAUGGGUAUGAUCCUUGAGGUGCUAUUUUAAAUUUAAGAAGUAUUGAUGAAUCAGUCAGGGUUCCUGAAGUAUAAUUUAGCUCCCUAUUGUUUUUGAUGAAUCUAACCUUUAGAACUUUUAGUGAUUUUUUAUGGGGUAGGGAGAAGUCAGGGGAGUGAUGAGUCUAACCCCUUAAAAAAUCCAUCUUCCGAGAUGAAGAAUUACCUAAGUGUAACACUUGGAGCAGAGCAAACAUGAUCUGCAUAGGUUUGCAUCGAUGAAUCAACCACUACAGCGAACGUUGGUUAGAAAAAAUACUCCCUGUUUGAUCACUGAUACUGCUUAUGACUCAAGCAUGUUAUUUUUUAAGAUUCUAGAAUGAAGCUCCUGAAAAACUCGAGCAGUCAGCGGGGUUUUUUGUCUCCCGCCUAAAGUUUGAUAACAAUGAACAUCUGAUAUCUUUUGUAUUAAACUCAUUAUCUCAAUAAUAAAAUUCAUUGAUUUAUUUUCAAAA
This is a messenger RNA of Bemisia tabaci, 3853 nucleotides long. Its product is annotated as WD repeat-containing protein 48. Gene Ontology annotation, molecular function: ubiquitin binding. Gene Ontology annotation, biological process: double-strand break repair via homologous recombination. The record is from RefSeq and is a predicted model, not a curated record. Lineage: Eukaryota; Metazoa; Arthropoda; Insecta; Hemiptera; Aleyrodidae.